GUAGGUUCGAGGACGAAUCAAGUCAAGUAAAAGCAUACUUUUAACAUGGUGCAAAGAUUUAGAAGUGAAGUGAUGGUCAGUCGACUUCCCCACUUAAUCUGGUCACUCAUCUAAGCAAGACAGUUAUUUAGUCUUGAGUAACCAACCAGUUAACAUCAUCUGAGAAAACAAUGGGUAUGGGAAACGACAUGGAUUACAAGUGCGAUCUUAGUGAGGAUGUUCAAGCAAUUGCUCUAGCAGAAUUGAGGGAAGAUGAGAAUAUCCGGGAACAAGCUUUAGAGCAAUUUAGAUCUUGGAUAUUGAAACACCCAUCGAUUAAACGAUGUAGAACAGAUCCAGUAUUUCUCUUGCGUUUUCUGAGGACUAAGAAAUUUAGUGUUCCAUUGGCACAGGAAAUGCUUGAACGUUAUCUCACGAUUAGACAAUUGUACCCUGAUUGGUUCCAGAACUUAGACAUCAACGAUCCGGAUAUUGAAGCUAUCAUUGAUAGUGGAUACUUGGUUCCAUUGUUGGAAAAAGAUGAUCAUGGAAGACAAGUUAUUUUAUCUUGUGCUGGUCGCUUUGAUCCAUACAAAUACACUUCAGCUCAAAUGGCUCGAGCCCAUAGUAUCGUUGUUGAAGCACUUCUGGAUGACGAAGAGAAUCAAGUACGAGGGUAUACUCAUGUAAAUGAUGAGUCUGGGUUAACCAUGAGCCAUGUGAGUGCUUGGUCACUCACUGACAUUCGAAACAUGCUCAGAUGCAUUCAAAACAGUACUCCAAUGCGACAUAAGGAGACACAUUUCAUAAAUAUUCCAAAUUGUGCUACUAAAGUCAUUGACUUUGCUUUGUCUUUGCUUAAUGAUAAACUCAGAGCUAGAAUCAUGGUUCAUAAGAGUGUGAAUGAUUUGAAAGAGGCAAUCAACCCGAAAAUUCUACCGAAAGAGUAUGGAGGAAUUACACCACUUGCUGAUAUGAUAGCUGCAUUUAAAGAAAAAUUGAAAGCAAAACGUAAUGAUUUAAUGGCAUUAGAUGAUAUGUAUAUAGAAAUAUCUCCAAAAGACACGUGUUCCUCAUCAUCAGAAGGUCUUAGUGGAAUUGCUGGAUCUUUUCGGAAAUUAGAAGUAGAUUAAAAAAAAAAAUUUAGCACCCAACUAAUCAAAUAAUUAUUAUAAAUUGAUUAGUUUUUAUUUUAAUUAUUUUUUAUUGUUAUGUUUGUUAUGUUAAUUGAUGAUAUUUUAUCAAGUUAUUAUUCUUCAUGAGUUUAUAAAAUGAAGUUAGUUUAUACUGCAAAGGUACAAACUAUGAUGUUGGUGGUAUAAGUUACCGAGAAACAAAAAAAAAAAUGAAAAUCACUCUGUUGGUUUUACAUGAUUUAAAUUCAUUUACAGAUAAAUAUUAAAUAUAUUCAUCAGAAUCAGAUAUUUUUACAGACUACUAGCAAUUAAUAUUAUUGUAGAACAGAUUAUCUAAAUAUCGUUUAUACUAGUAUUAUAAUAUUCAAACUCAAAAGAUAUUAUUUAUAAUAUGGAAAACCUAAAACAUUUAAGUCUAUUAUUACAAUAAUCAGCAGCAAUAAUAAUUUCGAAAUUGAGAAUGACAUGAGCAUUAUAAUAAAUGAAGAGUUUUUUUAGAAAUAAAAAUUGAAUACAUCAAAUAAAUCAAUGCCAAGCAUUUAUUUAUUUUUCAAACAAGACAAUAGAUUUGUCAAUUUCAUAAUCUCUGCUGUAAAUAAAUGUUAAAAACAACCAAACUGAAUAGUAAUGGGCCUAUUUUAAAUAUCUAUUAAUAUUUUUUUAACUAUUUGUAUCCUAGAUUACAUCAUAUUAGUUUAAGAAAAUUGAAAAUAAGUCUUAUAUUUUAAAUAAAGGCAAUUAAUUUUGUAUAUAAAUCCAGAGUAUUAAUCAUUUUAAUUACUCAGAA
Molecule: messenger RNA, 1902 nt
Organism: Chelonus insularis
Lineage: Eukaryota; Metazoa; Arthropoda; Insecta; Hymenoptera; Braconidae
Product: clavesin-2
Exons: 5
Coding region: 171-1112 (313 amino acids)
Cellular component (GO): membrane
Molecular function (GO): phosphatidylinositol bisphosphate binding
Source: RefSeq, a predicted model, not a curated record